GUUAUUUUGACCUUUGCUUGUCACAAUUAUUGAAACAACCAAAUAAACGCCGCAAAUCGUACUACUCAGAAUCGGAUGUACAUGUUUCAAGUAAAGCAAUGCGACAUCCCCGCGGUUCGUUAUACUUCGUUGUUUCGUUUCGCCUUCUACUCUAUGUUAUACAACAGCAGCCAUUUGGAAUCUUUACCUAUGUCAGUAUGAACAUACGUCAAUAUCAUUUCCCGUCAACUCACACAUGGACAUUUCCCACCAAAGCCACCAUCACACUUGCAUUCAAUACAAGGGCUUUGGAUUUCGCUGAUGCCGUCGCUAUCGAGGACAUUCACAAAUGAACGUUUGAGGCUGAACUGUCCACGUUCUGUCAGUAAAAACAUGCACAUCCGAUCAACCUCCCUC
Messenger RNA from Aaosphaeria arxii CBS 175.79, 396 nucleotides. RefSeq lists its product as uncharacterized. The record is from RefSeq and is a predicted model, not a curated record. Bases 99 to 332 code for a protein of 77 amino acids. The transcript has a single exon. Lineage: Eukaryota; Fungi; Ascomycota; Dothideomycetes; Pleosporales.